UCUCUGUUUUUUUCUUAGUUUUUUGCGUUUUCUGGUCAUUAUUAGCUGAUCGUCUCUCUUCUCUGACAUUUUCAGCUGUUUGUGUCAGCUUGUGAAAUCUACUCAGACUCAGUUUGAUGGUGGACUGUUGAACUGAACUGGACUUAACCUGAGGAACCAGCAGAUUCUGGUUCUAUGGCUGCGUCGGUCAUCACUGUGCUGUUCCUGUUCUCCUGUCUACUGCAGUCUGCCUCUGCAGGUAAGAUGAUCGUGUUACGUCCUGGAGAUGAUGUCACUCUGCCAUGUGAAGCUCCAAACAGCGUCACCAUAACAGCUGUUGAGUGGAUCAGAUCUGACCUUGAUAGACUCGUCUACUUGAAGACAGACGGGCACAUGGUGACAGCAAACCAGGAUCCAUCUUAUGUGAACCGGGUGCAGCUGAAGGACGAUGAGAUGAAGAACGGUGAACUGUCUCUGAUUCUGGAGAACGUGAACAGCAACGAUGGAGGAACAUACGAGUGCCGCUCUAAAAUUCUGAAAGAAGGACGCAGGAAGAGAUCUCUUAUUGGUGGUAAACCCAUCAGCAUCGUCUACCUGAAAGUUGAAGGUGAGUUUGUAGAUGUGAGAAAUGAUAGUUCCACAUCUGGACAGGAGUAUGAUCACAUUUUCACAGUUCCACAUGUUUUGUUCUUCAGGCUUCAGCACAUUGACUUGUAAAUAAAAUAAUGGAUACCACAUUAAAGUCUCAGCUUUAAUGUGACUAUUUUUACAUCAGUAUAGAAAGAACUGUGAGGGAAAUAAAACCCUUUAACACUAAAAUGUGGAACUGUCCAAAUACUUCUGGACUGUACCUGACAGCUGAUACCUCACACCUGUUUCUGCUCUGUGGGUCCAACAGAUGGAGACGCAGAGUCUGGAAAACACUCAGAGUCUGGAAAACACACAGAAGGUGGACAUCUUGGAGUAAUUCUGUCAGUUACUCUGAUGGUCUUGUUGGUUUUAUGAUCUUCAAGAAGCUUAAAGGACGUUCAGAG
Scomber scombrus (Atlantic mackerel) is the source of this 1013-nucleotide messenger RNA. RefSeq names its product selection and upkeep of intraepithelial T-cells protein 7-like. The record is from RefSeq and is a predicted model, not a curated record. Bases 175 to 696 code for a protein of 173 amino acids. Lineage: Eukaryota; Metazoa; Chordata; Actinopteri; Scombriformes; Scombridae. The transcript has 2 exons.